Molecule: messenger RNA, 678 nt
Organism: Caenorhabditis bovis
Lineage: Eukaryota; Metazoa; Nematoda; Chromadorea; Rhabditida; Rhabditidae
Source: the annotation of a GenBank genome assembly
AUGAAUCUCGUCUUCUUUAUCUGUUCCACGAUAGUCCAUCUCUUAUCAUUUCUAUUCAACGGCCUCCUCAUUUAUUUGAUAGUCACUAAAAAAUUAAUCCAUUCUGUGAUCUAUUUGAGCUAUUUGAUUGUGUGCGAGAUCAUCAUCAACAUCACACAAAUUCUCAUCGCCGAGGUGCCGUACAUUUUCGUCGGCUGGCAGACCGCGGAACAGUACAAACUGUGGUAUAUGCUGAUCGUCACCAUAACGAAUAUGGUGGCGUUCGAAAUGCUGUACGUCAUCUCGUUUGUCGGUUCGCUCCACCGAUUUUGGGUCGUUUGGAGACCCGGCGAGAGCGCGAUUUUCGCGACGAGACGCCUAUUCAUCUAUUUGACGACUUGCACGAUCAUCAACAUUGGAUUCUUCACAUGGCUCUGGUUUCACGGCUGCUUCAUCCGAAUGAACUUCACGUUUUAUCGGCGACACUUGAGCUGCACAUUCGAGACGUAUCGGGCAAUGCGCAAUUUUCCGAAUUUCGUCCUUCACAUCGCCGCAUUUCUCAACUUCUAUUGCUAUUCGUGCAUCAACUUCGUCAUAUUCUUCCUCUACAAUCCGAUCAUUCGGAAUACGAUUUGGAAAAUGUUGGCGAAAAAUGAGACGCGUGUCGACGCGCUCGAAUCGGGCACGAAUCCCGCUUGA